UCACGCCACACAGAGGGAGAGGAAAGAGAGAGACUACAGGGAGGUCGAGGGAGAAAGAGUGGACAGAACAGGAGAGGAGAGGAACACAAGAGGAAAGUGCAAGAAGCCAAAAGUUUGUUGCAAAAAUAGAUGAGCCUGAGACAGACAGGUGGAUUCUCAAGUCUUUUUGUGUUAUUGGAUCUUCUGGAGGAUUUCGUGUGCAAGUGAUGCUUUGCACAUCCUCUCAUAGGUGGAGGAUUAACAUCACUAAAUCCUGUGUGCAUAUGUGGGCAACUUCAUAGUUGCACAUUACCAGGUUGAGCAAGUCCAGAUACUAUAUUGAUGCAAGACAAAGAGGAUGGGAAUCCACUGCAAAUUCCUUAUGCUCCACUUGAUCCUUUCAUCUCCUGUACAAGCCCAGUGGUGGAACCUCUUCUGGGGUUUAGACCAAACCACCUCCAGGUCUUCUCUUCCCUCCAUUUCUCCCUCCAGCUCACCGUCCAUCACCCCAACAAACUCCAGUGGCACUACAGAGGUAACAGCGAAGGCAGGAUUGGAGGACUGGGUAACAGAUGGGAGCACUCAAACAAAAGAGACUACCUCAGCUAUUACUCCCAGUCCUGGACUAUUAACCUCUGGCAUUAACAUGACAGGACCUGGAUUACCUGCCAAAGACCAAGCACGUGAAAUCGGCAAAGUCAGGGCCCAGUACAAAUUGCUGAAACACUGGAAAACUGAGCGAGGCUCUGGAAGUCAUCUGGACCUGACAGAGUUAAUUGGCGUCCCCCUCCCUCCUGCUGUCUCCUUCACUUCUGGCUUUGAGGGCUUUCCAGCCUACAGCUUUGGACCCAAAGCCAACAUUGGCCGUCUUACCAAGACCUUUGUGCCAGGGCCUUUCUAUCGGGACUUUGCCAUCAUCGUCACGGUGCGUCCCAGCAGCCCCAGAGGAGGGGUACUCUUUGCCAUCACAGAUGCCGGUCAGAAAGUGGUGGAGCUGGGUUUGGCCCUCACGCCGGUCCGUGACGGACUGCAAAACAUCUUAUUGUACUACACCGAAAGAGAGCAGGCAUCCCACAGCCACAAGGCCGCUACCUUCAGUGUCCCAGAUAUGACCAACCAGUGGACACGAUUCACGGUGGUGGUGGAGCAGGAUGAAGUGCGUCUCUACAUGGACUGUGGUGAGGCGGAGAGGAUCACCUUCAGUCGCAGGACAGAAAGACUCACUUUCUCACACAACUCGGGCAUUUUCGUAGGGAAUGCAGGAAGCACAGGACUUGAUAACUUUGUGGGCUCCAUCCAGCAGCUGGUGAUAAAAGAUGAUCCCCGAGCAGCUGAGGAGCAGUGCGAAGAUGAUGAUCCUUAUGCCUCUGGGUAUGCCAGUGGGGAUGGCACUCUUGAUGACAGAGAGACGGAGGAGGAACUGAUGAAACGGACACAUGGGAAGAAGCAAAAAGAGCACAGCAGUCCAGUCCAAGCUCCACCCACUGAACUUCCAGAAGUGGAGCCUGAUGAGUAUUCUGGUCAAGUAACCCAAACGGACACCAGUGGACAAAUGCUGAUUAGAGGGUCACACCAGACAGAGGAGCCAGGGGAGGAGAGACCAGCACACACAAGUACAGAGGGUCACAUCAGGCAGGGCCCAAAAGGAGAGAGGGGUGAUCCAGGGCCUAGAGGACUGCCUGGCUUACCUGGUCCCCCAGGUCCCACUCCCACGGCUAUGUCUGCCUCAAGGGGACCUCAAGGACCAACAGGACCCCCUGGAUCUCCUGGACUUCCAGGAAGAGAUGGACAACAAGGAAUCAAAGGUGACAAAGGAGACACAGGUGAAAGAGGACCUCCAGGAUUCCCAGGUUUGGCUGGAGAGACAGGAGCCAAAGGAGAGAAGGGGGACCCUGGGGUUGGUUUUCCAGGCCCUCCCGGUCUUCCUGGGCCUCCAGGUCCACCCAGAUCACACAGUGUACCCUAUGGAGCAGAUGCUUUAGGAUCUGGUUUUGAAGACCUGGAAACUGACACUGAAACUAUCAGGGGUCCUCCUGGUCUACCAGGCCCUCCAGGUCCUCCAGGACCUCCUGGACUCAACCUGUCAUUGUCUGAAGAACACCUCUCUCAAGGCAUUGUUUGUCCGCCUGGUACACCUGGCAAAGAUGGAGCCCCUGGAACCCCUGGAUUCCCCAUAUUUGAGGAUUGCGUUAGUGGUUCUGGGCCCGAUGGUUCACGUCUGAACUCAGAGUUGUCAUCUGACCUCAGCUCUGGUUUCAGUUCUGAUUCCAGUUUUCACUCUGGGCUUGACUUUGGGUCCACUUUAGGUUCAGGAGAGGGUGUAACAGGAAGAGCUGGUAUUCCAGGUCCACCAGGCGCUGCGGGAGACAAGGGUGAUCCAGGAUUACCUGGGCCCCCUGGACCAAAGGGAGAAUGUGGGUCUCUGGGCAGUGCAGGGCCUCCUGGGCCCACAGGUCCACAGGGAAACAGAGGGCCGCCAGGUCCCCCAGGACCACCUGGACUUCCAGGACCUCCUGGACCCAGAAUCUUUGUGGAGGAUAUGGAAGGAUCUGGGAAGAGUGAUUUGCUAAAUGGACCUGGAACCAGAGGCCCAGAGGGUCCCCCAGGACUACCAGGUCCAAUUGGACCGAAGGGUGAGGAUGGUGCCCCAGGUCCUCCAGGACUCUCUGUCAAGGGUGAAGCAGGGGAUCCAGGGCCAGAGGGUCUUCAAGGUCCUGCUGGACUACCAGGUGCAAGGGGGCCCAAAGGAGAAAAGGGCAGUUUGGGACCCAGGGGAUUGCCUGGAUUUGAUGGACUUAGUAUCCCAGGACCACCUGGGCCUCCUGGACCACCGGGGCCUAGCAUUAAUCUGCAGGAUCUCCUCAUCAAUGCUACAGAUGGUACCUUCAACAUCACAGAGAUAAGAGGACCACCAGGGCCCAUGGGGCCUGAAGGUUUGCCUGGCAGAGCUGGAUUUCCUGGUCCUAGAGGACCAAAGGGAGACAUGGGCCCCCAAGGUAUACCAGGACUACCAGGGCUCAAGGGAGACAAGGGAGAACCAGGUGUGACCAUCGCUGCUGAUGGAUCCAUCUCAACAAGGAUAACAGGCCCCCAGGGGCCAAAAGGAAUCAAGGGUGACCGCGGGUUCCCAGGUCCUGUUGGAACUAUUGGUCCAAUAGGACCACCUGGACAAAAGGGAGAAUAUGGUUUUCCUGGUCGUCCGGGGCGUUCUGGUAUGCCUGGCAAAAAAGGUGAGAGAGGAGAGUCUAUUGGCCUACCGGGACCUCCGGGUCCUCCUGGUCUUCCAGGAAGAAUUCUUGGACUGAACGGAAUAGUGUUUCCGGUGCGCCCAAGACCGCACUGCAAAAAGGGACCAGAGUUGGUCAAAAGGGGAGAGUCAGUGGGAGCUAAAGGAGACAAAGGAGACAUGGGACUACCCGGAGAGCCAGGCACAGAUUCACCCAGGUUUCCAAGUGAAAUUGUUGGUGAUAAAGGUGAGCAAGGACUCACAGGGCAGAAGGGAGAAAAGGGUGACAGCGGCCUGCCUGGUCCUCCAGGACUACCAGGGAGGGCAGGACUUGUGGGGCCCAAAGGUGAGUCCAUCAUGGGUCCGCCGGGUCCUGCUGGUUCUCCAGGCCUGCCUGGAGCCCCUGGAUUGGGGCAACCAGGUCCUCGGGGGCCCCCUGGUCCUGCUGGGCCCACAGGGCCUGACCCUGCUUAUGGACUGGGUGUCAGUGUCCUUGGACCUCCUGGUCCUCCAGGACCACCAGGUUCUCCAGGACAAGGCCACCAGGUGAGCACCUAUAAGACAAUUCUCGCUCUGAGCAGAGACUCUCACAGGGCUUCAGAGGGAAUGUUGGCGUACAUCUCUGAGCGAGGAGGAGAGCUGUACAUCAGAGCACGCAACGGAUGGCGAAAGGUUCAGCUGGGAGAGUUGAUCCAGUUUGAAUCUUCUUCCUUUGCGGCGUCUCAGGCUCUUAAUAGACCUGGAGAGUGGAGCAGACCACACAGGAGCCAUGGCCAGCUACAGGAGCCAAGGAACGGAUAUCAGCCCAGUUUUAAUUUACUACCACAGACUUUCAACUCUGUACCCGGGCUGCAUCUGGUUGCUCUGAACACUCCGCUGAAGGGAGACAUGCGCGGCAUUCGUGGGGCAGAUUUCCAGUGCUACCAGCAGGCUCGCUCCAUAGGCUUAACAACCACAUACAGGGCUUUCCUGUCGUCGCACCUCCAAGACCUGGCAACCAUAGUGAGGAAGGCUGACCGCAAUGGAAUGCCAGUGGUUAAUCUCAGGGGUGAAGUGCUGUUCAGCAGUUGGAUGUCCAUCUUCUCUGGGAAUGGCGGCAUGUUUAACCCAACUACGCCCAUUUACACCUUCAGUGGACGUAACGUUAUGACGGACUCAGCCUGGCCUGACAAGUUGAUCUGGCAUGGGUCCAACACUGCAGGAAUCCGUUUGCCUUCCAACUACUGUGAGGCAUGGAGGACGGCGGACUUGGCGGUAACAGGCCAGGUGGCGCUGCUGCAGACAGGACGCCUGUUAGGACAGCACGCCCGCUCCUGCUCCAACCACUACAUAGUGCUGUGUAUAGAGAACACGUACGUGGGCAACAUGCAUCAAAGGAAUAACUGAAGACAACACACACACACACUGAAAACACACCAUGCACAUACACAACCCCAACAUGGAACACAUGCAGACACAUGCAUGGAGACGCAUCACGCUUUGCGUAGGAACUCUGUCCACAUUCACAAAGGUCACUAAGUGGAGAUAAAUCAAAUCAGUUUUAUUUAUAUAGCGCCAAAUCACAACAAACAGUUGCCCCAAGGCGCUUUAUAUUGUAAGGCAAAAGCCAUACAAUAAUUACAGAAAAACCCCAACGGUCAAAACGACC
Messenger RNA from Thalassophryne amazonica, 4853 nucleotides. RefSeq names its product collagen, type XV, alpha 1b (gene col15a1b). The record is from RefSeq and is a predicted model, not a curated record. NCBI's taxonomy places the organism in Eukaryota, Metazoa, Chordata, Actinopteri, Batrachoidiformes, Batrachoididae. The transcript is spliced from 44 exons. Gene Ontology annotation, cellular component: basement membrane. The coding region runs from base 338 to 4591 and encodes 1417 amino acids.